AUGGCUAUCACUAAAUCCACAUUAAUUUUUUUAACGGCACUCUUCAUUAUCCAGAUCGUUAAUGUUCGUGGUGGCAGCAUAUUCUCUGGUACCGGCGAAGUUCCGCCAUAUGGCGGUAUAUGGUAUGCGUGUAGUAACUUUAACACAACUUAUAUAAGUUUCAGUCUACGCGUUUCCAACACAUCGUUAGAUGUAACGCCCAAUUUCCUCGGCACAGUCGUACCUGGACAAUCGCCACGCAACAUGUCUAAAUACAUUCCCGCCCUUAUAGCUUAUGAAAUGACUGCCGGCAACGUAACACUUUUUGCCUCCAACGUUUCUAAUACGAGCUUCCAAUACAUCCCUUCGUUGUCUUGCUAUGAAAUGCCAGUUCAAUCUUGUGAUCAGGAUGUUGGUGAUUUACCAUUAGACGAUGAUCUUCCUCAAUGUUUGGCGUUACAAAAUCCAACCGCACAACCAGUAUACUUCAAUUUAAGUAUUAGUUGGGUUAAAAGUGUGUUUGUCACCAAUUUCACGAGUCCUGAUGUUCCAGGUGGACAUGAAGCUUUAAAGAACAUUGCAGUUUCUAACAAACAAGUUUAUGGAUUUACACAAGUCUUGAUUUGUACUUUUAUGGUCCUUGUUUUUAGUAAAUUUUUGCAUUAG
Messenger RNA from Dentiscutata heterogama, 645 nucleotides. The record is from the annotation of a GenBank genome assembly. NCBI's taxonomy places the organism in Eukaryota, Fungi, Glomeromycota, Glomeromycetes, Diversisporales, Gigasporaceae.